Euleptes europaea (tarantolino) is the source of this 1314-nucleotide messenger RNA. RefSeq names its product NDRG family member 2 (gene NDRG2). NCBI's taxonomy places the organism in Eukaryota, Metazoa, Chordata, Lepidosauria, Squamata, Sphaerodactylidae. The record is from RefSeq and is a predicted model, not a curated record. The transcript has 16 exons. Bases 1 to 1188 code for a protein of 395 amino acids. Gene Ontology annotation, biological process: signal transduction. Gene Ontology annotation, cellular component: cytoplasm.
AUGACGGAACUCCAAGAAGUACAGAUUACGGAAGAGAAGCCACUUCUCCGGGCCCCGGGAGGACCUGAUCCUGGCAAGGAUGCUGAACUGAUAACAGCCAAACUGCUGCAGGCGCACGGCCAGAAACAUCAAGUGGAAACACCCUAUGGGAUUGUCACAAUCACCAUCCACGGGACACCCAAGCCCAAACGCCCCGCCAUUCUCACCUACCAUGACGUCGGACAAAACCAUCAUUCGUGCUUCGACACCCUCAUCCACUUUGAGGACAUGCAAGAGAUCAUAAAGAACUUCGUGGUGAUCCACGUGGACGCGCCGGGCAUGGAGGAGGGUGCCCCGGCCUUUCCUCUGGGGUAUCAGUAUCCUUCCCUGGACCAGCUCGCUGACAUGAUCCCCUGCAUCUUGCAAUAUGUGAACUUCACCAGCAUUAUUGGAAUCGGAGUGGGGGCUGGCGCCUAUGUACUGGCGCGUUACAGCCUUUCUCAUCCUAACACCGUGGAGGGUUUGGUCCUGAUCAACAUUGACCCAAAUGCCAAGGGCUGGAUGGACUGGGCGGCUCACAAGCUGACCGGCCUCACAUCUUCCAUCUCAGAGAUGAUUAUGGGACAUCUCUUCAGUACAGAGGAACUUUCCAAGAACACUGAGAUGGUGCAACAACAGCGGGAAAUCCUGAGUCAUGCAACCAACCUGCCUAAUAUUCAGCUCUACUGGAGCAGCUACAACAGCCGCAGAGAUCUGAGCUUGGAGCGUGGAGGAGACAUCUCCUUCAAGUGUCCUGUGAUGCUGGUGGUGGGAGACCAGGCCCCUCAUGAAGAUGCCGUGGUGGAGUGUAAUUCCAAGCUGGAUCCGACCCAGACCUCUUUCCUCAAGAUGGCAGAUUCGGGAGGACAACCACAGCUGACCCAGCCCGGGAAACUGACGGAGGCCUUCAAGUACUUUGUGCAAGGCAUGGGAUACAUCCCUCACGUACUGGACAAGAAACUGAGUCUGGGUGGCCUCGUCCUGCAUGACGCGCCUGUCCCGCUCACGCACCGCCUCUCUGUCCAGUGCCGCCUCGGGGGACGGGAACCGGUCCCGCUCGCGCACCCUGUCCCAGAGCAGCGAGGCAGGGGCGCCCCAGCCGCCGGCCCCCACCAUGGAGGUGUCCUGCUGAGCGCCGGGCCAGGGGAUGAGACUGCCUCCCGCCUCUGAACAGGACUUCUUCUGCUAUACCUACAAUGCACUCCGGCCACUGGGCCACGUGACGAUCUCCCCUAACGGUACUAAACAUCCAGGGAGGCCCAGAUGGAUUGCAAUGUACUCUCUCUCUCUUUUUUU